CUAAACAUAGUUCCAGACUUCAACCAAUCCGAAUUUAGGUACCCAUUUAUCUAAUUCUACGCGCAUUCCAGAGCUUCGGUGAUGCAAUUGGCUUCCCCGGUUAACGAACUUUACUGUCCAAGACACAUGCCGUCAAUUUUGGCGCUGACGCCCCCAGUUCAUCGAUUCUGAUUCCUUCUGUUGCAAGCCAAUAAUCAGCUCACGUUUUGACUCUCUGGAACUGGAUAGCGUCUGAUAUUUGUAUAUCUAGCGCUUCCUGGGAAUGGGUUUUUCUCGAUUUUGAUUGAAAUCGAAAACCCAUUACUUGAGCGGCGCUAACGAUGGAAUCGAAGUGAUUGCUUUUCAGUUCGUCCUAAUGGGGAGUUUUCUUGGUGGAUUUUUGUUGCCUCUGCUGCUUCUAACUGCGGCUCUAAUCAAUUGGAGUUUGGUCUCUCUUGCUGAUUUAUUGGUGUUUCUUUUCAUUCAAUUUAAUGCACAUAAAAUAGGGUUUAUUUUUGGUCGGCGAUUUUUGGUAUUAUGGCCAAUUAUCAUAUUCUCUUUGCUUGUUAUUCUUUCUCAAGUAACCUUUCUUGUUAUAUGGUCUCUUGAGGGAUAUAAUUGGAGCUUAGCCAAUGCAUGGUGGGCUAAGCUGAUUGGUUUCAUGACAAUUCAGUCAUGGAAAUCACCUUCUGUUAUUUAUUUCUUAGUUGUACAGCUGUUAGCAAUUUUUGUUGCUGCUGCUGAUAUCUACUGGUACAGAAUUGGUCUGGUUCCAAGGGGAGAUUCAUGCUUGGUUCAAUUCUCAUCUUUUGUUGAUCGUCUAGGUUCUCAUCUAAGGGUUGCUUCCUGUUUGCUACUUCCUGCCAUUCAGAUUAUUGUGGGAAUUAGCCAUCCAUCAUGGGUUUCUCUUCCAUUUUUCAUUGGCAGCUGUGUAGGUCUGGUGGAUUGGUCUUUAACAAGCAACUUUUUAGGACUUUUCAGGUGGUGGAGGCCUCUUCAACUAUAUGCAGGUUUCAUUAUUUUUCUCGUUUAUGCGUAUCAGCUUCCAGUUGGGUAUCCUAGUAUGUUGAAAUGGGUCGCUAAAUUCAUUGGUCUGUCUAAAAUAUCAUCAACCUCCGAAUGGCCCGAGAUCUGCUCCUACGUUUCUCUUAUACUUUUCUAUAUCAUGCUUUCUUGUGUUAAGUGCGAUCUUGAGGAAAUGGAUUUCAUUAUGUCAACGAGGGAAAGCAACUUAGUGGAGCAGCUUCUUCCCUCUAAGCAUUCAUUUUUCAUUCGUGAAUUGAGGUCUGGUGUGAGGCACACUAAUGUUCUGUUAAGGAGAGAUGUGUUCCGAACAUUUACUAUUAACUUUUUCACGUAUGGUUUCCCGGUCGCCUUGGUUGCUCUGUCCUUCUGGAGUUUUCAUUUUGCAAGUCUAUGUGCAUUUGGAUUACUUGCUUAUGUUGGGUACAUUGUAUACGCCUUUCCUUCGUUAUUCCGCUUGCAUCGAUUGAACGGGCUGCUGCUUGUCUUCAUUCUCUUCUGGGCCAUUAGCACAUAUAUUUUCAAUGUAGCAUUCACGUUUUUGAAUCGGAAGAUCGGGAAGGACAUGCAUGUUUGGGAGAUGGUGGGUUUGUGGCAUUAUCCUAUACCAGGAUUCUUUCUGCUUGCACAAUUUGGUCUUGGAAUUUUGGUUGCAUUGGUUAAUCUUGUAAACAAUACGGUUUUCCUUUGCUCGUCUGGUGAGGACGAGCGUUCUUCAAACGACAACUCCAGUGUUAGAGAGGCAGGAGAGACCAAGGUAUUAAUCGUGGCAACUAUUGCAUGGGGUUUGCGCAAAAGCUCUCGAGCUAUCCUGCUAACGUUGAUAUUCCUCGUUGCAAUGAAGCCCGGUUUGAUCCAUGCUGUGUAUGUGGUGUUCUUCCUCUUAUACCUUUUGAGCCACGAUGUUGGCAGAAAGAUGCGCCAGGCUAUGAUUCUUCUGAAUGAGGUUCAUUUUGCAUUAUUAUAUCUUCUUCAGAUCAACUUGGUAUCUGAUGUGUUAGGUCGGGAAGGUUCUUUAUGCCGAGAAAUUCUGUUGCAACUAGGUCUCCUUGGACGUCGUGAUAGCACGUGGGAGUUCCUGGAAAUAGCUCUGCUUGCUUGCUUUUGUUCAAUUCAUAACCAUGGUUUUGAAAUGCUAUUUUCGUUUUCUGCCGUUGUGCAGCACACACCCAGCCCCCCGGUUGGAUUUAGCAUUUUACGAGCUGGUCUUAAUAAAUCCGUUCUGCUUUCAGUUUAUACAGCCACGUCGAAUAAUUAUUGCCAUGAUAAUCCUUCGCACGAGAGAAAGAUUGCAUCAUUCCUCAGUUCCAUUGGAGAGAAGUUCCUAUCCAUGUACAGAUCAUGUGGAACCUAUAUUGCAUUUCUCACUAUUCUUCUCACGGUUUGUUUUGUCAAACCAAAUUACAUAUCCUUCGGAUACUUAUUCCUUCUUCUUGUUUGGAUAAUUGGACGACAACUAGUCGAAAGAACGAAGAGGCGACUAUGGUUCCCAUUAAAAGCCUAUGCAAUUACAGUUUUUAUCUUCAUAUAUUGCAUGAGCAGUUUUUCCAGCUUUAGGAUAUGGCUAUCCAGAUCAAUUGAUCUUAAUUUUUACUUGGGCUACGACUCAGAGGCGUCGUCUUUGCAAAAUUGUUGGCAGUCUUUGGCUGUGAUGAUUGUGAUGCAACUUUAUAGCUAUGAGAGAAGGCAGAGCAGGUAUCUUAGUUCCGAUGAACCGGGGCUAUUAGAAUACGGUGCGUUUAUAAAACGCUUCCUGAUAUGGCACUGUGACAAGAUUCUAUUUGCAGCUCUUUUCUAUGCAUCCAUAUCACCAAUCAGUGCAUUUGGAUUAUUAUAUCUACUUGGCCUCGUCGUAUGUGCGACUUUACCGAAGGCGUCGCAUAUCCCCUCGAAGUUGUUUCUUGCAUAUACUGGAGUUAUCAUGACAGCUGAAUAUCUUUUCCAGAUGUGGGGGGAACAAGCUGAAAUGUUUCCUGGACAAAAGCAUGCUGAUUUGUCUUAUUUUCUGGGUUUUCGUGUAUUUCGACCCGGAUUUUGGGGUCUGGAAUUAGGCUUAAGGGGAAAAGUACUCGUAAUUGCUGCAUCCACGCUCCAAUAUAACGUCUUUCGCUGGCUGGAAAGGAUGCCAGGUUCUGUUCUAAAUAAAGGGAAGUGGGAUGACCCUUGUCCACUGUUUGUCUCAGAAGAAGAUGAUUACUAUGAUGACAUAUCCUCUUCUAAUGAGAAAAAUAAGCCAUCAUUUGAUUCUGGAAGAUCGUUUGUACCGCAGGAAGUUUCGGAUCAUAUUUCGAGGUCAUCCUUCGCGUCUGGUCGGGCUCAAGUGCCUCAUGAUGCAUCCAGUAAACGAGAGAACUCCGAGUGUAGCAGCAGUAAAAAAUCUUCAUUUGGAUUUAUAUGGGGAAGCAUCAAGGAAAGCCACAAAUGGGACAAAACACGAAUUACAUCCUUAAGAAAGGAACGAUUCGAAAUGCAGAAGAUCGUUUUCGAGAUAUAUAUGAAAUUUUGGAUGGAGAACUUGUUUUAUCUCUUUGGUCUUGAGAUAACCAUGAUCUCCUUGCUUCUAACGAGUUUUGCUUUAUUAAAUUCCGUCUCCUUGUUCUACGUCGGGUUGUUAGCUGCCUGUAUUCUUUUGGAUCGGGGUAUUAUACGAAAACUAUGGCCUAUAUUUGUCUUCUUGUUUGCUUCCAUUCUUAUACUCGAAUAUAUCGCCUUCUGGAAGAACAUGAUGAACUCAAAUUGGCUAAUGCCAAGCAAAGCUGAUGUUCAUUGUCAUGACUGCUGGAGAAUCUCUAAUCUCUACUACAAAUUUUGUCUGAACUGUUGGCUGGGACUGACGGUCGACGAUUCGAGGAUGCUUUUUAGUUAUUUUGUGGUGUUCAUGCUUUCAUCUCUCAAGCUCCGUGCUGAUCGUUUAUCUGGUUUCUCGCUAUCAUCUACGUAUCGUAAAAUGAUGUCCCAACGUAAAAAUACAUUCGUUUGGAGGGAUCUAUCUUUUGAAACGAAAAGCAUGUGGACUAUCCUUGACUAUCUUAGACUCUAUUGCUAUUGUCACUUGUUGGAUCUUGUCCUGGCUUUGAUUUUGAUCACGGGAACUCUUGAAUAUGAUGUUCUACAUCUGGGUUAUCUCGCCUUCGCACUCGUGUUCUUUAGGUUACGACUCGAAAUUCUGAAGAAGAAGAACAAAGUAUUCAAGUUCUUGCGUGCAUAUAACUUUGCUCUUAUUAUACUCUCAUUAGCCUACCAAUCUCCACUUGUAGGAGAAGUUAGUGCUGGCAAGUGUGAAACCAUGCAUUACAUAUUUGAGAUGAUUGGAUUUUACAAGUAUGAUUAUGGAUUUCGAAUUACUGCUAGAUCUGCUCUUGUUGAGAUUAUUAUCUUCAUGUUGGUCUCGCUCCAGUCGUACAUGUUCUCGUCUCAAGAGUUCGAAUAUGUAUGUCGGUAUCUUGAAGCGGAGCAGAUCGGUGCCAUUGUUCGGGAGCAGGAAAAGAAAGCAGCAUGGAAAACCGAACAGUUACAACAUAUCCGAGACUCGGAGGAGAGCAAACGGCAGCGGAACUUGCAAGUUGAGAAGAUGAAAUCAGAGAUGCUCAAUUUGCAAAUUCAGCUUCAUAACAUGAACUCAUCUGUUGAUGGUAAUAACGCUUCUCGAAGUCCCGGGGACGACUCGGUUAGAAAGCGGAGUACUUCUAGGAUACAUGAUGAUGCAAUGACAACUGAUAUAGAAGGAACACAUGGGAAGGUAGAACAGCUUGAAUUACAGGAAUCUCUGGCUAAUCUAAGAACAGAAAUAACAACAGAGUCGAGAAUGCAGUCGAUGGAGUUACCCGUUGCAGACAUUUGUGAAAUCGAUUCUCAGAUUUCAGACGUAUCUUUGGAUUCAGAUAGAAAAAGGAAACAUAAAGGUUCGACAAAAGGUAACCCGUUAAUGUCUGCUGUACAGUUUAUAGGCGACGGUGUUUCUCAGGUGCAAUCGAUCGGAAAUCAAGCUGUUAGCAAUCUCGCAACGUUCUUGAAUGUCACGCAAGACGACGACAUGAACGAACAGACCAAUUCCGAGGACAGAGUUUAUGAUCAGAUAGAGAGCCAGCAACCAAGGUAUGCAGAUUUGGAGCGUUCUUCCUCGCUGCAGUCUGAUAAGAGUUCCGACCCUGCAAGUAUGCAGUUAGGAAGGAUUUUUCGUUACAUAUGGUCCCAAAUGCGGUCCAACAACGACGUCGUGUGCUAUUGUUGCUUUAUCCUCGUCUUCUUGUGGAACUUCAGUUUACUUUCCAUGGUUUACCUCGCAGCGCUCUUCAUCUACGCCCUGUGUGUAAACGCCGGUCCGGGUUAUAUGUUUUGGGUUGUCAUGCUAAUCUACACAGAAUUGUACAUAUUGCUGCAAUAUCUGUACCAGAUAAUCAUCCAGCAUUGUGGGUUGGCUAUCAGUUCAGAUCUUCUUCAGGAACUGGGGUUCCCUACAAAUAGAAUUACUUCAUCCUUUGUUGUAAGUUCAUUGCCUCUGUUCCUGGUUUACUUGUUCACUCUACUGCAAAGGUCUAUAACAGCAAAAGAUGGUGAGUGGACGUAUUUGAAUGCGUUCAAUAAAAGCGCUCUCCCCAGAAAACACAGUCUUGGACGCUAUGGCUUGACCGAGAGGGCUUACGAAGUCGUAUACGUCGGGAGAAAAAUGGUGAUGGCUAUGCUCAGAAGUUCAUGGAAGUACUGGAAAUCGCUGACUCAAGGAGCCGAAUCGCCACCCUACUUUAUCCAGGUGUCUAUGGAUGUUCAAAUAUGGCCAGAAGACGGGAUUCAGCCAGAGAGGAUCGAGUCGGGAAUAAACCAGUUGCUUCGAGUUAUCCAUGAAGAGAGGUGUAAGAAACAGAACGCUCGACUUUGUCCGUUUUCUAGUAGAGUUCAUGUUCAGAGCAUUGAAAGAAGUAAAGAGAAUACAGAGGUGGCCUUGGUUGUUUUAGAGGUAGAAUAUUCUUCUCCUUCGAGCGAUACUUGUUCGGAAUGGUCCGACUCGCUUACGCCUGCAGCUGAUGUAGCAAAUGAGAUUCGUCUUGCACAACGUAACGGAUUUGUUGAAAACACUGGAUUCCCGUAUCGAAUACUCUCCGUGAUUGGGGGAGGCAAGAGGGAAAUCGAUCUAUAUGCGUAUGUAUUUGGCGCAGACUUGACGGUGUUCUUCUUCGUCGCGAUUUUCUAUCAAUCUGUCAUAAAAAACAACAGUGAGUUUCUUGAUGUGUAUCAACUAGAAGAUCAAUUCCCAAAAGAGUUCGUGUUCGUCUUGAUGAUAAUAUUCUUCUUGAUCGUGCUCGAUCGAUGUAUAUACCUCUGCUCGUUUGCUAUCGGUAAAGUGAUCUUUUACCUUUUCAACCUCGUGCUCUUUACGUAUGCGGUAACGGAGUAUGCAUGGCAAAUGGAACCUUCCAAUCAGCACGCUGGAGAGUUGGCGCUCCGUGCUAUAUUUCUUGCUAAGGCGGUUUCUUUAGCACUUCAGGCAAUACAAAUUCGAUACGGUCUCCCGCACAAAAGCACCUUGUAUCGACAAUUUUUGACGAGUGAAGUUUCGAGAAUUAACUAUUUAGGUUACAGGCUUUAUCGGGCUCUUCCCUUCUUGUAUGAAUUGCGAUGUGUGCUGGACUGGUCGUGCACGUCGACAUCUCUGACCAUGUACGACUGGCUAAAGCUGGAGGACAUAAAUGCAAGCUUGUACCUUGUCAAAUGUGAUGCAGUCCUAAACAGAUCUCAGCACAAACAGGGAGAGAAACAAACCGUAAUGACCAAAUGUUGCAAUGGAAUAUGCCUGUUCUUCAUAUUACUAUUUGUCAUCUGGGCUCCAAUGCUGAUGUAUAGCAGUGGCAACCCAACAAACGUUGAAAACCCAAUCAAAGAUGCCAGUUGCCAGGUUGAUAUCAAGACAACUUCAGGAAGAUUAACACUCUACCAAACCACUCUUUGUGAAAAGAUCUCAUGGAACAAUUUGAAUGCAAAUUUGGUUCUUGAUCCAGGAGGCUAUCUGGGUCCAUAUAACAAAAAUGAUAUUCAGUUGAUUUGUUGUCAAGCUGAUGCAAGUGUUCUGUGGCUUGUUCCUGGUGUGGUUCAGUCCAGGUUCAUUCAUUCCCUUGACCGGAACCAAAAUAUAAGCGUUUCUUUCACUUGGAUACUCACGAGGGACAGACCAAAAGGGAAGGAGGUUGUACAAUAUGACCGAGUUGUUGAUCCUCGAGAUCUUCCCAAUCCUUCUGAUGUUCAGAAGGUUCUGAAUGGCUCAAUGAAUGGCUUUCGGAUAAAAAAUGUUUACCAAAGGUACUUUCGUGUCACGGGAUCUGGUGAUGUUAGACCUCUGGAACAAGAGGACAGUUUUGUCAAUGCCGAUCUCAUCUUGAACCGUGAAAAUUACGAGUGGUGGUCCUUCCACGACGUCCAGCCAAUAAACGUUAGUGAAUGUGGACGUUUCACCGGACCCGUAGCCUUCGUAAUCUCUGAGGAAAUACCACCUCAGGGCAUUCUGGGGGACACUCUUAGCAAGUUCAGCAUCUGGGGUCUUUACAUAACCUUUGUUCUAGCAGUUGGCCGUUUUAUAAGACUUCAAUGCUCUGACUUGAGAAUGAGAAUUCCCUAUGAGAAUCUUCCUUCUUGUGACAGGUUGAUAGCUAUUUGUGAAGACAUAUAUGCUGCUAGAGCUGAGGGAGAGCUUGGAGUUGAAGAGGUCUUAUACUGGACUCUUGUGAAAAUCUACAGGUCUCCUCAUAUGCUGCUUGAGUACACAAAAAUAGAUUAGACUGCAAAGUUUAAGCUUACAUUUGCUAGAUAAUUAGAUGGCCAUUACCGAAAACCGAGAAGAUAUGCAUACGACUAACAUCAGUUAUAGUGAAAGCCAGCCUCAGGAUCAGUGUGUUCUUGAGAGCUUGCCAUGUUACCAUAGGAUGUUGUGGAAUACUAAGUAAAAAUAGAUUCAAGAACAUUCAUGUUUGUAGAUGAUCUGGUUAGUGUAAUGCAGUAGUUUUAGCUUAAAAAAACAGAGGAGCAGGCUUUCUUUUACUAAUUCUAUAAGGAAAUGUAGGUCUGAGUUGUAUGUUUUUCACUUUUUCUUUGAGUAGUUUAUGAAUAGUUUAGAUUUUGAGUUUAGAACAUUAGAACAGCCAAGAACAGUUGCACUGAUCUGAUGCAUAUUUCAUUAAUUAUGUUUGUUUAUAGUCA
Molecule: messenger RNA, 8187 nt
Organism: Cucurbita moschata (crookneck pumpkin)
Lineage: Eukaryota; Viridiplantae; Streptophyta; Magnoliopsida; Cucurbitales; Cucurbitaceae
Product: piezo-type mechanosensitive ion channel homolog
Exons: 21
Coding region: 356-7768 (2470 amino acids)
Source: RefSeq, a predicted model, not a curated record